This is a messenger RNA of Pseudovirgaria hyperparasitica, 766 nucleotides long. RefSeq names its product cytidine deaminase-like protein. The coding region runs from base 119 to 640 and encodes 173 amino acids. Gene Ontology annotation, molecular function: catalytic activity. The record is from RefSeq and is a predicted model, not a curated record. NCBI's taxonomy places the organism in Eukaryota, Fungi, Ascomycota, Dothideomycetes, Acrospermales, Acrospermaceae. The transcript has a single exon.
GUCUGAUUCACUAGCACAGCACUAGCGCGAACAUUCUAACCAAGAGCGCUCCCGAGGCCACCACUUCACUUCAUGUAUUUGCGGCACAUCUUACGACUCGGUCUCAGACGCAUGCAGUAUGUCUCGCGAAAUAAUUGCGCCCUUGGACCAUACUGCAUACCUUCGUCUUGCUCUUACAGAAGCACGGAAAUCACCCCCAAAGGCUACAAACUUCUGCGUUGGUGCCGUGCUCGUCGAUGAAGAACGCAAUGAGGUUUUGGCAACAGGCUACACGCUCGAGCUUCCAGGAAACACACAUGCUGAGCAAUGUUGUUUGAUGAAAUUUGCACAAACUAGAGGGGUUUCCGAGGACUCAGUUGGAGAUAUACUGCCGAAAUCGACGGUCAUCUACACUACCAUGGAACCUUGCGUGUUCCGGCUCAGUGGGAAUGCACCUUGCGUUGAUCGUAUCAUACAGACGCAGCUUGGUGGCCAUGAAGGUAUCAGGAUAGUCUAUCUCGGCGUAAAGGAACCGGAGAAGUUUGUCGGAGAGAAUGAGGGCCGUUCCAAGCUCCAAGCAGCGGGCGUCAAGAGCAUACACGUUCCCGGAUUGGAGGACGAAAUACUUCAAGUAGCAACGGCUGGUCAUGCGAAAGACUAGCAAAUGCGAUGAAGAGCGUUGUUAUAGGUAAGAAAUGGUUUUCUGUCGUAUUACCACAAUCCGAUAUUAGAAUCCCAUUCCCCUGUAUCGCAUUUAAGGGAUCUGCGUCUUGGGUUACACGUGGGG